AUGGAUGGAAAAGCUCUGUAUCAAACGCUCAACAAGAUCCUAGACACUCAACAAAUGUGGGAAUUAUUUUUUUUUUUCGCACAUUCGACCUUGACCGAAAAUCCUUAUUCAAUCUUGGUUGAUAUUGCUUUUAGAGAAGAGAUAGGUUUACUGCCAUAUCAGAGUACCGAAACAAAUAGCGAAAUCUAUCCGUUUCUUUUAAUUGGAACAAACCUAGGGAUACCUCUGGAGACCGUACGCGAAAUAUUUAAAUUUGCAUAUGGAAUAUUUAUGAAAAUUCGUCAAAAUCAUGUACAAAAUAGCUCGGAAAUCACAUCUAGCAUUGAAGAAACCAUAAGACUACUAAAACAAUCAACAAGAUGUUUGAUGUUGUUGAAUCCGGAUUUUCAUAGUGCCGCCAACACAAGAAAAAAAUUAAUCGCAGAUAAUUUUCUUGAUCCGAUCGAGGAGUUGAAACUUUUGGAUCUCAUUCUCACAUUUCCAAAACAUACCAAAAACUCCACGGUUUGGUAUCAUAGGAAAUGGGUUAUUUCUAAAGUUAUAUCAUUAGAUCAUUCCGGACACCUGACGCGAUGGAAGAAUGAAAUUCUCAUCGCCCGUCGCGUCGCAGAGUUGUACCCAAAGAAUUAUUACGCGUGGACUUAUAGACACUGGAUCAUCACCCAAUUGUCUAUUGGCGCCAAACAAUUUCUAGACGAAGAAUUAGAAGAUAUGAAAACAUGGAUAGAAACAAAUGUUUCCGAUCAUUCUGGAUUCCACCAUCGACAAAGAUGCUUAGUAAAGAUGAGUCAAUUAUAUAAUGAAAAUGUGAUUGACUUCUGUGGAAUUUCUCGAAGAGAUUUGUUGGGAAUGAUUGUUGAAAAAAGAAUGGAGACUGCGCGAAUAGAUGAAUCUCUUGCAUUUUUAUGGUUUGAAGAAAUCCAACUAACAAAAGGUUUAAUAUUGAGGUAUCCUGGCCACGAAACAUUAUGGUAUCAUUUGAGAUUCCUUUCUUUUACCUGGAAAUGGUUGAACGCGGCAGGAUAUAUUUAUCAUCUCAAGGAUUCCGAUAUUGAAGUUAUCAGAUCAGAUGAAGAAGAAUUGAGUGGGUUGUUAAAGGCGUGGCCUGAUGACCAAAGUGAAAUAGAAUUUGCCAGACAUUGUAUGCAAAAAAUUGAUGUAUUACAACUUGAUGAUUCUUGUGAAGUUCAUGAUAACUUGGUAAAACAGAAAAGAUAUGCCCUAAGUUACGAACUAUGGAUUUCAGAAUUGUAUUGUAUUUCAAAUGAUGAUGUUAAAACUCUAAUCUCUAAACUUGCUGAUAUCAUACCUGAAUCUAAUUACUAUGGAUCUCGAAAAUUAUAA
Messenger RNA from Acaulospora morrowiae, 1344 nucleotides. NCBI's taxonomy places the organism in Eukaryota, Fungi, Glomeromycota, Glomeromycetes, Diversisporales, Acaulosporaceae. The record is from the annotation of a GenBank genome assembly.